AUGUCAUCAGAGCGGCGGCGAGCAUGUAUCCCUUGCACAAGAGCCAAGCGCCAAUGCACAAAGCAAACACCAUCAUGCCGGCGCUGUGUACUACGCGGCGGACUUGUUUGUGAGUAUCCGCCAGCCCGCCGUCCUGCGGCCGCACUUGUGUCAAUUUCACCAUGCGCGGAAGCCGCAGGUUCAUCCGCGGCGCAAGCCCCCCAGACCUUGGAGCAAAGCGAAUAUGUGGAAUCCCUCCUGGAGGAAGAGGACAUCGACUUCAACAGUAGACUCUUAGAACUCAACCAGUUCGGCCCAAGUGAGACCGAUCCUGCCUACCAGAACAUACCAGAUACGCCAGCUGAGAAUAAUUCAGCCUCAACAGCAGCACCAUGGUUCCUGCUCCCUUCAAGCUGGAAGCAUGAACACUCGCCCCCACGCCCGCAAGAAGAUGUCUCUACGGCUAGCAUACAGAGCUACGUCAGCACCAUUAGGGGCUGGUUCUACUCAUGGGCAUCCGGCUCGUCGCCGAACCCGCUAUUCCACCCCGAGCUGUACCGCCGCGACAUGCCGCGCUGCGCGCAGGAUGCCUACACGGCCAUCUCCGCCUACCAGCACAGAACGGCCGCCAACUCGGCGACCGUGCUGCGGAUCGUGGGGGCCAGGGCGGAGCAGCUAGUCCAGGAACAGGCGCUGCGGGAGACCCUGGGCGGCGAGCUGAGCAUGCUCGAGCACCUGGCCCGGGUGCACGCCCUGCUGGCGUACCAGACCAUCGGGCUGUUCGACGGCGACAUACGGGCCCGCGCCCGGGCGGACGAGAUGGUCGAUACGCUGUUCGGGUGGUGCGAGGCCAUGUGGUGGAGUGCCAGGGAGGCCCAGAGGAAGAGACAGGACAACAGCAGUCCGCUACAGCCGCCCGACGACGACGCGCCGCCUCUUCCCGCCGCUGCCGGGGUCGUUCAGGGAAGCACAGCAGCAGCAGCAGCAGCAACGGAUGGAGCCGGUGGUGGUAUCCGCGGCGACGACACUACGAGUCUAUGGCACACGUUUGUCCAACUCGAGUCCGUCCGCCGGGUCUUUCUCACGACCAAUAUCCUCCAGCAUGUCUAUCUGACUCUCAACCGCGGCUGGUCUGUUUGCCCGGGCGGCGUGACCAUCUCGAUACGCCGUGGUGUCUGGGAGGCGAGGAGCGCGUACGCCUGGGAGAAACUCGUAGGCGGCGGGGACGGCGGCGAAGAUCCGUUGUUGGGUCUACAGACCAUGCGUCUGGGUGAGGUGCUCGGGGUGGUCAGACCUGUGGACGUGGACGAUUUCGGCUUGGCGGUGAUGGGUUUACAUUUUGCUGAGAACAAACUGGAACGGUGGUUCGAUGGGAAGGGGGGGAUGGUUGAGAGGGAGAGCAUGGAUAUACUGGUAGGGCUUGGUAUAGUAGGGGCUAACUGA
Messenger RNA from Truncatella angustata, 1422 nucleotides. RefSeq lists its product as uncharacterized. Gene Ontology annotation, biological process: regulation of DNA-templated transcription. Lineage: Eukaryota; Fungi; Ascomycota; Sordariomycetes; Amphisphaeriales; Sporocadaceae. The record is from RefSeq and is a predicted model, not a curated record. The transcript has a single exon. The coding region runs from base 1 to 1422 and encodes 473 amino acids. Gene Ontology annotation, molecular function: DNA-binding transcription factor activity, RNA polymerase II-specific; zinc ion binding.